AUGCCAUGGGGCAACAUACCAAGGCCCCGGUCUCGAUGCUAUGCCUGCGUAGUCUUAAAUAGAGGAUGUAAUUCACAGUGCAUCUUUGCUCCUUACUUCCAUUUUGAGGAUGGUAUUUCUCAUUUUGUCGCCAUCCGUGAUGUCUUUACUGUCAAGAAUGUCGUCAACAUCCUAGCUCUGCUUCCGGUCAACGACCGAUUUUGGGCUUCUGAUACACUCUUCUUUGAAGCUCAAGCCCGGCUUCAAGAUCCCGUCUAUGGCUGUGAUUUACUAUUUGCAUAUUAUUCUUCACAUUCCCAACCUGUUCCUCAACCUGAUAAAAACCCGAGUUGGAAUUUCGAUCUUCCUAUCAUUCCAAAGGAUGUCCCUCAUCCCAGUUUCUCAGAGGCUGCUCUUCCACCUUACCCUGGUGAAGCCAGCAGUAGCCAGAUGCCACCCCCAGAUGACAUCAAUGAGCUGGGAGCUGUUGUGUUUGGCAACCGUUGUCCUCACUAA
Diospyros lotus (date-plum) is the source of this 495-nucleotide messenger RNA. RefSeq names its product LOB domain-containing protein 18-like. The record is from RefSeq and is a predicted model, not a curated record. NCBI's taxonomy places the organism in Eukaryota, Viridiplantae, Streptophyta, Magnoliopsida, Ericales, Ebenaceae. Gene Ontology annotation, biological process: hormone-mediated signaling pathway; positive regulation of DNA-templated transcription. Gene Ontology annotation, cellular component: nucleus. The transcript is spliced from 2 exons. Bases 1 to 495 code for a protein of 164 amino acids.